Priapulus caudatus is the source of this 1641-nucleotide messenger RNA. RefSeq lists its product as uncharacterized. The transcript has 5 exons. The record is from RefSeq and is a predicted model, not a curated record. NCBI's taxonomy places the organism in Eukaryota, Metazoa, Priapulida, Priapulimorpha, Priapulimorphida, Priapulidae. Bases 1 to 1641 code for a protein of 546 amino acids.
AUGAGCGAACUAGAGACACUAACAAGUGACUACAAACCAGACAUUAUCAGUAUUGUCGAAACCUGGGGCACGGACAAAGAAACUGACCAGCAUGUUGAUAACCCUACCAGAGGAGACAGUAUACUGGAUCUGGUGUUGACAACAGAACCGCCUCUAGUAGAGAACCUACAAGUAAGAGAACAUUUGAGCAACAGUGACCACAGUAUUGUUACAUGGGACCUGGUUGUCGAAGUAGACGUUCCGACCAACCUCAUGGAGGUUUACAACUUAAAUAAGGGGAAUUAUGACAAACUGAGAGCUGACCUUGGUAUUGACUGGAAGUCUGAGUUAGGCAAGGAUGCGGACGACUGCUGGGGGUUGUUCACCAGGAAACUGCAUUCGGCAAUGGAGACGAGCAUCCCCAAGAGAGUGUGUCGCAAGCCUGAGCAGCCUCAAGAAUCCCUGCCUCCAGCCAGGCAGGCCCAUGAGAGUGACGUAGACACCGACGCUGCGAGUGUCACCAGCAAGACCAGUGUAGUCAGAAAGGGCAGGAAGAAUAAGUUCUACAGUUUCCUGACAGAGGAAGAGGAGCAGAGCAUGGUGGAUUGGCUGACAGAAAACACUGUCUUCUACAACAAGAAGAUGAAGGCCUACAAAGACAUGACGAAGAAAGAAUUUCUCUGGAGAGAGAAGGCAGCCGAGCUGGGGAAAGAUGUAGCCGAGCUCAAGCUCUGGUACAGCAGCCUCCGCACCCGCUUUGGACGUCUGAACAAGAAGAAAUCUGGCCAGGAAGAUGUGGAGAUGACAGAGAGGGACGAGUGGGUCUACAACCAUUUCCAGUUCCUGGCGCCUUACAUACACGAGGUUCAGCCCAAGACAACUGUAAGCAUGAAACAGAAGAUUGCUGUCACUACUACCUCUAUCGGAGCUGCACAAGAAGACGAGGACAUCGGUGACGAUGACAUCGACGACACACCCAUUGAGCCGUCUCAACAAACACCAGGAAGCAGCAAAGCAUCUGGAGAGCAACAGCGGGGUCCCAGCCGCAUGUCCACUCCAAGCCUCAAGUCGACCCAGUCCAAACGAUUCCUGGAGAUGGAAGAGGCCCUCCUCGCUUGGAUGCAGGAAAGGACCAGCACGAUAAUGGCCAUGCAUGCGGAGUACAUGGAGUGGCAACGUGGCAAGGACCGUGAACGCGAAACAUUCGUGGACUGGAUGGGUUCGGUGAUCCACAAACUAGAUCACGGUCUAUGGAGGCGGUGCCAGCGAGAGCUGACCUCCGUCCUAUACCGGCACCUGGACGAGAAUGAUGAGCUGAAGACUAAGCCAACCACGACACCGGCAGCAACACCAACUGCAACAGCAGCUGCACCUUCUUCCCAGUCAGUCUCCUCACCCUCCUACCGGUGGCAGCCCCCACCACACCAGUGGCCUACGCACCCCAUUCCCAAUGUUUUACCGGAUGGCUCAACCGUAUCCUCAGCAACAGCGCCAACAGUUCACCAAGCAUCCGUCGCAACUCUUCACUCAGCCUCAGUCGAUACCUCUGGCAACUCAGGCGCGAACAUUUCCUCGUUUCUUCGCCAAUUAGAACGGGACUCUCAGGAUUAUGACCACACGCAGACGCAGGACCAGCCCAAGGAUCCGUCUGAUGAUCAGUGA